AGUGAGUGAGUGGUAGGUUAGGUGGUCCCUGCAGGUCGGGUCGUGUGCGCGAAGGCGACUAGCCAAGGAAGUGUGAUUUGUGGAGGCUUACCAAUCAACCAACCACACGCACCGACGGAGGAAGGGCGCGCCAUGAUAAAGUUAAAUGACUCGCUCCAAGCCGGCCCAGCUUCUAGCGAACCAAGACCGACACAUGCGCGCCAUGUCUGCUCGGACGAGCGCCAGGGCCGCUCUCGCCUCCUCGUCUGCGAAACCGGCAGCUGCUGCUGCUGCUGCUACUGCGGGCGCCGCGAUGUCCCGAAAGAGGGCGCUGCCGUCCAAUGGGCAUGUUAAAAAGGGGGAGGAGGGGGAGCGGGGCGAGGAGGGCCUUGAAGGCGGGGAGGGAAGCGCAGCGACGAAAAGGAGAAAGGGCCCGCGGGCGCUGUUCGCACCCGGCCCUGCAAACGCUGCGCCACCUGUCGCUGUCAAAGGGGAAGAAGGAGGUCAAGAGGGGAAGCUGGAUAAUGGGGCAAGUCCCUACAAAGUGCUUCGACGGUCGACGAGGGCUAGCACCUCAGCGGCAGCGGCAGGGGCCGACGCAGGGGCAGGGGCAGCAGAGAGCGUGCCUGUCGACGAUGUAUUGGAGGAAGAGAAAAAGCCGGCGAAAGGAGUCAAAAAGGAGGCGAAGGAUCCCUUUUCGACGUCGCCCCGAAAGGCGCCCUCGAAGCCCAUCAAGCUCGAGCUCGAGGCGCACGAGGCACGACCCGCGCCCAAGCGUUGGCGCGAACAGCUCGCGAUUCUCAAUGAGCAGAGAAAGCGCAUCGUCGCUCCCGUCGACACCAUGGGCUGCGAGGAAAACGGCCGCGACGACCGGCGAGGCGACGUGCAGAGAGUGCAGGAUGGCGUAGAGAGCGAGGAGGACAAGCGCAAGAGAGAGCGCUUCACCAUUCUCAUCAGCUUGAUGCUGAGCAGCCAGACAAAAGAUCCAGUGACAGCUGAAGCGGUGCGCAACCUCCAGACUCGCCUCGACGGCGGCCUCACGCUCGAGUCGCUCCUUGCUGCGCCACAAGACCUCAUCACAGAGUGCAUCGCAAAGGUCGGCUUUUGGCGCAGAAAGACAGGCUACAUCACCAGUGCAGCGAAAAUUCUCAAGGACGACUUUGGAGGCGAUGUGCCAAAGACGAUCGACGAGCUCUGCAGCUUGCCUGGCGUGGGGCCCAAGAUGUCCUUUUUGGCCUUGCAGUCGGCAUGGGGCCUCAAUGUUGGCAUCGGCGUCGACGUACACGUACACAGGGUGUCGAACAGGCUCAAUUGGGUCAAGUCGCAGGACCCAGAGGGUACACGCCUGCAGCUCCAGAGCUGGCUCCCCAAGGAGCUCCACAAGACGAUCAACAAGACGCUCGUCGGCUUCGGCCAGGUCGUCUGCCUGCCUGUUGGGCCCCGGUGCGACCUCUGCGCCCUGGGUGCGGCCAGAAUGUGUCCGUCAUAUCGCAAAGUGGACCCCAAAUCAGUCCUGAAGCGCGUCAAGGUCGAGUUCCUCCCCGAGGGCACUCAGCACCCCAGCGACGCCAGGGUGAAGCCAGAGGUCGAGGAAGCCAUCAAGGUCGAAGGGCCAGAUGGGGCCGGGGUGCUCCUUGAGGACAAGGAUGCCGUCCAGGCUGCGACUGGCAUCAAGACCGAAGCCGCUGUCAAGGAAGAAAGCCUUGAUUGGUAGUAGAGGGAGAGACGCCUUGCUAGCUACAGCUCAUUGAAGCGGAGAAUCUCGAUGGGCUUGGCAAGCCAGGGCUGGUGAGAGCGUCGUUGUCAGCUAGCUUAUAGAUGACUUGCACACACACAUGAACGGACGCUCACCUCGACGGCUGGGUUGAAAGUGGCCC
Messenger RNA from Acaromyces ingoldii, 1856 nucleotides. Its product is annotated as DNA glycosylase. The record is from RefSeq and is a predicted model, not a curated record. Bases 146 to 1693 code for a protein of 515 amino acids. Gene Ontology annotation, cellular component: nucleus. Gene Ontology annotation, biological process: nucleotide-excision repair; base-excision repair, AP site formation; base-excision repair. Gene Ontology annotation, molecular function: oxidized pyrimidine nucleobase lesion DNA N-glycosylase activity; DNA-(apurinic or apyrimidinic site) endonuclease activity; DNA binding. NCBI's taxonomy places the organism in Eukaryota, Fungi, Basidiomycota, Exobasidiomycetes, Exobasidiales, Cryptobasidiaceae. The transcript is spliced from 3 exons.